This is a messenger RNA of Blepharisma stoltei, 1485 nucleotides long. The record is from the annotation of a GenBank genome assembly. Lineage: Eukaryota; Ciliophora; Heterotrichea; Heterotrichida; Blepharismidae.
AUGAUGCUUUUAAGACAAACUGCAAAAAUACUUACUCCCUCUGAGAAAGAGCCAAGUGUCAAAAAUAUUUAAUUAACUUUUCUUUGCUAGCAAGUAAAAAAAUUACUAGAUUCAUAAGCAAGCAAAAAUAUCUUACUCACCCCCCCAUCCUUGAUCGAACGACUCGCCAUCGUUCGAUCAAGGAUGGGGGUUAAAAAAAAUUUUUAUAUAUAAAAUAAAAUAUAUAUAUAUUUUUUUUUUAUUUACUUUUAAAUAAGAGGGUUAAGGGUAUUUAAUAAUUAUUUUUACUACAAAAAAUUGAAUUAAUUUCAUAAAAAUACCAAUUUUUAAUAUUUUGAUUUAUUAGUUACCCCUUUAAACUGUAUAAAUUUUAAUUUGUUCCUUAUUAAAUUAAAUUGUUUUUUUAAAAAGUUUAAAGAUCUCUAUUUUAUUAGAUUAUUAAUUUUUUAAGCCUAGAUUGAUGACUAAAUCACUUCGGAUAGUUGAUUUCGAAGCUUUCUGUCGUCUCAAAGUCCCUGAAAACAACUUCAUUAGGCGCAUCUUCCCAAGCUUUUGAUAACUAAUAUAUUUUUAUAUAUAUAAAAGUUGCAUGAUAUGAAAAUCGUUCGAUCAAGGAUGGGGGUUAAUUUCCCCAAUUUUUAGGAAUUUUUACAGUCAAUCGUUCGAUCAAGGAUGGGGGGGAGUUAAUAUAAAGAAAGUUAGGAAAAAUAUUUUUAUUUCUCGAGCAUUCAGCAUUGAUCCAAAGCAAGAUAAUCAAAAAGAAAAUAACGAACAAAAUGAUCAGCCUAAAAGUUAUAAAGGCUUGAUGUUUAUGGGCGGAUUAUUAGGAAUCGCAUCAUCUAUUCUCUUACAAAAAUAUAUAGUGAACUACACUGACUGGCACGGGGCGCUUUUGGCUCAGUUUCGAGCUAAAAGCACCCCGUGCCAGUCAGUGUAGUUAACUAUAUACCAGCUAGCAAAGAAGUUGAUAAGCCAAAAACUCGAGUCGCAUCAGAGAAUAAGAUUGGAGGUCCUUGAAAAAUGAUUGAUUCUCAAGGGAAGCAGGUUACAGACCAAGAUUUCAGGGGUUCUUAUGUCAUUUACUAUUUUGGCUUUACAAGAUGUCCUGAUAUUUGCCCAACCUCUCUGAAAAAGCUCAGCUCAGCAAUGAAUAUAUUAAAGGAAAAAGGAAUAAAUGAUAUAAAAUACUUAUUUGUAUCUUUAGAUGCUGAAAGAGACACUCCAGAAGAAGUAGGAAGAUUUACAAAUUUAUUUCAUAAAGAAAUCAAUGGACUAUUGGUUCCAGUUGAAGACUUACCGGAUUUUUUAAAGAAAUACAAGCUUUAUAGCAAUAAGAUUUAUAAUGGGGAAGAUUACAUGCUGGAUCAUACAUCUUAUAUGUAUCUUUUUGAUAAAAAUGGUCAAUUUAUGAACGUAUUAGCAUCAAACUUGAGUGAUAAAGGGAUUGCAAGAAGCAUUGAGAUUGAAAUUGAGAAAAAUAAAUAA